AAUAAACAUGUCGGAGACCGAGGACAACGCGACUAUGUUAGGGAAGCGGUCUCGGAACGGUCAAGACUCGGAUACCGGUAGGCUGGAGGAUGUGAAGGAACGACAGGACCAGAUGGACACAGGCGAUGAUGACGACGACGACGAAGUAGGUCCCAUGCCUAUGCCUGCCGCUGCGGAGGGACGUGUCGUAAAGAAGAAGCGGAAGGUCCUACCCCACGAGAAGCUCUACCUUGAUCACCUCCCGAGCGCGGAUCGCUACUACAAGAGUUUCAUGCACAGAGAUGUCAUCAAUUUCAACGUCCUAACAAGAACAGAAUUCUUGAUCACAACGUCCGUCGACGGACAAGUCAAGUUCUGGAAGAAACAAGAGCAAGGCGUAGAAUUCGUGAAGCUUUACCGCGCGCAUCUCGCACCUAUCGUUGCCGUGUCCGCCAGUGUGGAUGGUCAGCUGUUCGCAAGCGUUGCCGAGGAUGGGACGGCGAAGGUGUUCGAUGUUAUCAACUUCGACAACAUCAAUAUGCUAACUUUGGGGUAUAAACCUAACGCAUGUUGUUGGGUUCAUAAGCGUGGACAGGCGAUGGGAGUGCUUGCGAUUUCUGAACGCGGUUCGGGUACCAUUCGACUGUACGACGGAAGGGGCGACGGGAAGCCGCUGGAAGUCAUCGACAAGUUGCACCGUUUUCCCGUACACGUCAUGGCGUAUAGCGACCGGUACAACUGUGUUAUAUCCGCCGACGAAGGUGGCUUUAUUGAGUACUGGCAACCAUCAGAACCAUUCGAUCUGCCAAAGAACGUCCGCGGCCUAUGGAAUUACAAAAGUGACACAGAUUUGUACGAGUUCAAGAAGUCAAAGGCCAUUCCGACAUGUAUCACACUAUCCCCUGACUCCUCACAAUUCGUGACGUUCUCCCUUCCUGACCGGCAAAUACGCAUUUUCUCCUUCCUUUCGGGGAAAAUGGCUCGAAAAUAUGACGAAUCUCUCGCCGCGAUACAGGAAAUGCAGCAAGCGGGUACCGCAAUAUACAAGGUCGAAGAUAUGGAGUUCGGACGUCGCUUAGCUGCCGAGCGCGAGCUAGAGCUUCCUGGAACGGACGAUCGCAUACCAGGAAUGUGGAUUAAUGCAAUCUGGGACGAGAGCGGUUCGUUCGUAAUCUAUCCAACAUUGCUGGGAAUCAAAUUCGUGAACACUGUCACGAAUAGAGUUGUGCGAUUGUUAGGCAAGGACGAAACUGUCCGGUUCAUGCACCUCACAUUGUACCAGGGUGCACCGGCGAAGAAGGGGCUUACGACGUUGGCCGCAGCUGCAUCCGCCAACCCCCUUCUUGCCGAGAAAGGCGUGCGCGACCCCACCCUUGUAUGUACUGCCUAUAAGCGCCAGCGAUUUUAUAUGUUCACGCGCUCUGAACCUGAGGACGAUAAAUCCGGCGAUCGUGAUAUCUUCAACGAGCGACCAACGCGCGAAGAGCAAACCAUCGCUGCUGCCGCGCCGGCAAUCAAGGGCGGUCCGUCACCCGUGGCGAACAGUGCAACGAUCCACACAACGUUCGGAGAUAUGCACCUUCGCCUCUUCCCCCAACAGGCCCCGAAAGCUGUGGAAAAUUUCGUAGGACACGCACGCAGUGGCUACUACGAGGGUGUGAUCUUCCACCGCGUCAUUCCGAAAUUCAUGAUCCAGACUGGGGACCCCCUUGGCGACGGUACCGGUGGAACAUCUAUCUGGAACAGGGAGUUCGAGGAUGAGUUCUCAGACGACCUCAAGCAUGACAGGCCAUAUACUGUCAGCAUGGCAAACGCGGGUCCUAACACGAACGGCUCUCAGUUUUUCAUCACGACCAACGCUACGCCAUGGUUAGACAAGAAGCACACGAUCUUCGGUCGGGUGCUGUCCGGACUGGAAGUCGUGCACGCGAUCGAGAACGUCAAGACGAACAAGCUCGAUAAGCCGUAUGAGGAUAUCAAAAUUGUCAACAUCGAUGUCGAGUGAUAUGUAGCCGCAUACCGAUGUAUUUACAUGAGUCCCGCCCGCGUUGUUGUAUCCUCAUCUACGCGGUACUGCCAGCUCC
Messenger RNA from Dichomitus squalens LYAD-421 SS1, 2063 nucleotides. RefSeq lists its product as uncharacterized. Bases 8 to 1984 code for a protein of 658 amino acids. Gene Ontology annotation, biological process: protein folding; protein peptidyl-prolyl isomerization. The record is from RefSeq and is a predicted model, not a curated record. The transcript is spliced from 11 exons. Gene Ontology annotation, molecular function: peptidyl-prolyl cis-trans isomerase activity; protein binding. Lineage: Eukaryota; Fungi; Basidiomycota; Agaricomycetes; Polyporales; Polyporaceae.